This is a messenger RNA of Archocentrus centrarchus (flier cichlid), 3114 nucleotides long. Its product is annotated as butyrophilin-like protein 1. Gene Ontology annotation, cellular component: external side of plasma membrane. The transcript is spliced from 14 exons. Bases 259 to 1923 code for a protein of 554 amino acids. Gene Ontology annotation, molecular function: signaling receptor binding. The record is from RefSeq and is a predicted model, not a curated record. Gene Ontology annotation, biological process: T cell receptor signaling pathway; regulation of cytokine production. NCBI's taxonomy places the organism in Eukaryota, Metazoa, Chordata, Actinopteri, Cichliformes, Cichlidae.
CACAUGAGAUCAUGAAUGAACUUCGACGUUCAGGUAUGUAGCUGUUUGUUGAAAUGUCCUCUAAAAACAAUCAAACCUGCUAUGAAUAUACAGUCCUGUGGCUGUUCUGGGGUCUCUUAAUUUAAAAGCAUACCUGUGAUGGUCAAGUUUUAGUCAGUGAUAAUAGAUACUGGACUCUACUCUGACACUGCCACACCUCACAUAUGACGGUUUCAGCCUGACAAAGUUCAAAACAAGGCUUCUCUGAUAUUUGUCCAAAUGGAAAAUCUUCCACUUAGAUCUCAAUCCCGAAUCCUCACUCUGCUGGUUUUUCAGUUUCUCCUAACAGACACAUGCAGAGGUCAGGCUCCUGUGUUAAAAGUGGGAGCACUUGGUGCUGACAUCAGUUUACCCUGUCACGUUGACCCCACUGUAUAUGAACCUGACUUUACAUUGGAGUGGACGCGACCUGACCUGAACCCCAGGUUUGUUCUGGUGUGGCGCUCUGGUCAGGAGCUCGUGGAUAAAAAGCAUCAGUCAUUUGUAGGGAGAACAUCCCUGUUUCCUGAUGAGCUGAAACACGGAAACAUUUCACUGAAACUCUCUAAAGUAAAAGUAUCUGACCAGGGCACGUACAGAUGUUUUAUUCCAGCACUGGAAACGAAAUCAGUCAUUCAGCUAGUUGUUGCAUCAGUUAACAUCUCCUUGCCCGUCAUCAGUUUGUCAGGAGUGGAUAAAGACCAGAGUGGAGUGAUAUUAACCUGUGAGUCUGCAGGCUGGUAUCCAGAGCCUGAGCUGCUGUGGUUGGACGCUGAGGGACACCUCCUCUCUGCUGGACCUACAGAGACCCUCAGAGGUCCUGAUGACCUCUAUACUGUCAGCAGCAGAGUGACUGUGGAGAAGAGACACAGCAACAACAUCACCUGCAGAGUCCAACAGAAGAACAUCAACCAGAGCAGAGAGACACACAUACAUGUUCCAGAUGAUUUCUUUGGGCUCACAUGCAGUUCUGCAGUGCCCAUCAUUGUUUGUUUGGCUGUUUGCACCGUUUUAGCAUCAGCAUGUGGUGUGUUUAUGUUUAAAUGGGGACGACACACAAUCAAGACAAGGAGCAACGAGUGGGAUUAUAUGGAGAAGGGAGAAAAACACAUUUACUCCAAAAAGGACGUAAAUCAGGAAGGACAGGAGCAUGAAAAACUAAUGACAGGUGAAUCAGAGCCACUGGAUCCUUCAGUGGGAGGAGAAAAGACAAGCAACCAUUUGUUCAGUGAGAAAGAGGAGGAGGCUGUGGAAGACAUGAUGGAUGAAGAGGAGACGAUUAGAUCUGAGCAAAAACAGCCCUUUUUGAAUCCCUUCAAAACCCUGAACAAUAACCAGCAGAGGAGGGAGGACGCUGUGAGAGAAGUCCCACUUUUAAAGCAGGAGCCAGAGAAUCACAAACAAGCUGAUGAGAAGUGGAGUGAAAAACUGAAGGAGACACAAAAACAGCUGGACAACAAGACAGAGGAGAACGAUCAGCUUAAAAGACACGCGGAUCGUCUAAUGACUUCUAUCAAAGAGAUGCAACAACUGCAAACAGAGCUGGAGGCCAAAGGAAAACAGCUGGAGAGUUAUCAACAGGCCGCUGAGGAUAAGCAGAAGGAAGCCAAUGAAAAACUGAAUAAAGCACACUGUGAAGUGGAGAAGCAGAGAGCUGAGAUCAGUGAGCUGAAGAAAGAAUUGAAUAAGCAGCUCUACAGGGAGCAGCAAAGUCAGGGCAAAACUGAUUCAGAGUUGGAGGAAGUCCUGAAGAAAAACGAAGAGUUGAUGAAGGCGCUGAAGGAGGAAAGGUCCAAAAGGGAGGAAGCAGGGAAAGAAGUGGAAACGUUGAAGACUGAGCUGAAGACCAAGUCUGUGAUCUCUGGAUGUAAUACCUUUACAGUUAUGGCGCUCAGAUCCAUUUGAUCUCUACCUGGUGUGGCUGAACCUGACAUCUGCUGGAGCUCAUGACGACCGUCUGCAGAUCAGCCUCAGCUUAAACACAGUCACAGCCUACAGUACCGCUCUGUAAACACUUAAAUACUCUGUUUCUGAAUCAAAGUGAAACAUUUCUGAAUAUCAAAUUCAACACAUUUUUGUUUUUUGUGUUCUUUUUUUUGUAUUUUUUAUUCUUCGCUUGUUUGUUUGUUUCAUAGAAGAAAGACUUAAAAUUGAUCAUUUUGUACUUUUAUUUUGAAACAUGCAGCUCCCAGCUUCUCACUUUUACGACUGCUGAAUGACAAAUAUCAGGAGACUUCCUUGUUUGAGGACAGGUCAAAGUACUGUAGGCUACAGUCAGCUGAGUUUAACCCUUACAGUGUGUGGUUAUAUCUUUGUUACUCAGUUAAUGUUGGUGGCUCUGCUGGACCUGCUAUAUUAUUGUGUUUUUAAACCAAUACUUUCAUAACAAUUUAUGAAAAAAUGCUUAACUUAUGCCUGCUUUAUCUCAGUUCCAGCUACAGACCACAUGUAAAUCUAUAUUUUGAAUCUAUCACUAUUAGAGCACACUAAUGAACAAAAGAAAACUCAGUCACAUCCAAGGCAACGGGUGGAACAAGCAUGUUUGUCUUCAAUAAAUAUAAAUGAAGAAAGAUUUUUGAGCACUACUGUUUAAUACUUGCAACUGAAAUAGAAAUGUACCACAUUCAUGUCAGUCUAUUCAGCUCAGCCCCACUGGCCUGUUUGUGCCAAUCUAUAAAACAUGUGAGGGACAGUGUCGCUGUGUGUUGCAUUUGUAUUUCUUGCACCUGAUGCCUCUGUAUACUGUGUCUUCCUGUUCAUCUUGGGUCUACAAAUGUUAUGACUCUUAUUUUUAAUAGAUCUGGAACAGACUGAACAGAUUUCCUGAUGUGGAUGAAUUUCUAGAUGGCACCUCAGACGUCCUGCACAUGAGUAAAUGCCAUUUGUGUUGCCCUGGUUGCCACUAUAUUGGCAAAUAUGCAGUGUGCCUCAUUUCUUGGGCAAGACGGCCGUUCGGUUUCAUUAUUUUUUUGAGAUCCAUAUUUCUCCCCACUCUGGCUGCUUACAGGCUUAUAUGGAGCUGAGAUAAUCAUAAUCAGGCACUUAAAAUGUCUUAUUUUUUAUAUUGUUCAAAGGAAAUGACUGAAGGGUGAGGAA